AUGUCUCUCCCCAGCCCAUCCUUCAAGUUUUGUGACUGCGGUCUUGGCAGUGACAAGAAGAUUUUGAACUGCCGUUGCACCGACUCUACUGGAACUAAGCAGCCUUCUUCGCUGAACCUUGCUUGUCCUGCUGAAGCCUCGCGCCGGCUACAGCUGAAUUUGGUUCGAUCAAACAGAGUGAUGGGAAACCCUCAAGGCCCAGAAGACUGGGAGCUGAUCGAGAGAUACAUACUCUAUCAGAGGCAUUUCAAAUCCCGUCAUCUGGCCAGGUGCACCCUUUGCGCCUGUCCUCUGCAUCCGGCCGCGUCCAUACCAGACCGCGAACAGACUGGGCCUAGGCGUAGAAGUCAGGCCGAUCUUAGUAAGAACGAUUCCGACAAGCUGCUGCCGUGUCUAGCUGAUUGUCGAGACCUUGCCAAUAUCCCAGCUAGCUCAGAGGCUGAGAUUGAAGAGGCUGUCUACAAUAGCCCAGGCAGUAAAUGUGGCCCUGCAUCCUGGUCCUGGAAGGCAUCUCCAGGUUUCUGCUCGUUGAUGCGAAAGUGGAAGCUCAACUUCGAUGCCGCUGGUGUGGUGCACCCCAGCCCUACAGACGCCCUUAAGCCACAGAGAAUCGUAGUCAAUUCACCACGAGACAUAGGCUCAAGCCCACGGCCAUCUUUUGGUAUUGAUUUGAUAGCAAAGGCUCAGACUUGCUCCAAAUAUGUCGGUCGAGAGCCCACAUCCGAAGCUCCAAAUGCCAUGUGA
This is a messenger RNA of Colletotrichum lupini, 744 nucleotides long. RefSeq lists its product as uncharacterized. NCBI's taxonomy places the organism in Eukaryota, Fungi, Ascomycota, Sordariomycetes, Glomerellales, Glomerellaceae. The transcript is spliced from 6 exons. Bases 1 to 744 code for a protein of 247 amino acids. The record is from RefSeq and is a predicted model, not a curated record.